Messenger RNA from Ooceraea biroi (clonal raider ant), 8418 nucleotides. Its product is annotated as centromere-associated protein E. Gene Ontology annotation, biological process: microtubule-based movement; mitotic cell cycle. Gene Ontology annotation, cellular component: microtubule. Gene Ontology annotation, molecular function: microtubule motor activity; microtubule binding; ATP binding. NCBI's taxonomy places the organism in Eukaryota, Metazoa, Arthropoda, Insecta, Hymenoptera, Formicidae. The record is from RefSeq and is a predicted model, not a curated record.
GAAUUUGAACGGGGCGCAACGAGCGUUCAGUUUUCCGCGGACUGUUGGCGAUGCAGUGCCCGGUCGUGCGCGUGUGUGUCGUUCGAAUGCGACGAUAAGACUGAUUCCCCUUGAGUAAAUUGCCGAAACACGUGGCUCACUCGCGAUGUCGGACAGCAUUAAAGUGGCCAUCAAGGUCAGGCCGCUCAUCAAGCGGGAGAGAGAUGAAAACUUGCCGAUGCAAUGGUCGGUACAGGGCAACACCAUCGUGGCUGUUGACGCGGAGAUGAGGAAGCGGAGCGAUGGUGGAUUCGAGUUCGAUCACAUCUUCGAUACGAGUGCCACUAACGACACAGUGUUCAGCACGACUGUAAAGCCUAUCGUCAACGCUGCCGUCAAUGGAUUUAAUGGCACCGUGUUUGCCUAUGGACAGACCAGUUCGGGUAAAACGUAUACGAUGAUGGGUGCCUUGGAGGAACCUGGUAUAAUACCGUUGGCGAUCGACCACAUGUUCGAGGCAAUAGCCAACAUCCCAGAACGCGAAUUUUUAUUGAGAGUAUCCUACUUAGAAAUAUACAACGAGAGAGUCAACGAUCUCUUGAACAAGAAUGUAGUGGAUCUCAAAGUACACGAAGACGUAAACGGCCAGGUAUUUGUGAAGUGCAAGGAGGAGGUUACAAACAGUCCAGAGAAUGUUAUGUUGAUAAUGAACAAGGGUAAUAAGAACAGGCGGAUAGGCGAGACAAACAUGAACGAGCGCAGCAGUAGGAGCCAUACAAUAUUUAGAAUUACGAUCGAGAGUCGAGAAGCUGAGGCUGACUCGGAUGGUGCAGUACAAGUGUCGCAGUUAAAUCUGGUGGAUCUCGCUGGCUCGGAGAAAGCGCGGCAAACAGGCGCCACUGGCGAGCGUUUUAAGGAGGGAUGCCACAUUAACUUGUCCCUGUCCACGUUGGCGUUGGUGAUCAAGCAACUGAGCGAGUCGCAAGACGCGCAGAAAUAUAUAAACUUCCGCGACAGCAAAUUGACAAGAUUGCUUCAGACUUCGCUGGGCGGAAACGCGAUGACGGCGAUAAUAUGUGCGGUAACACCGGCCGCGCUGGACGAAACCCAAUGCACACUGUCGUUUGCGUCAAGGGCCAGAAACAUCAAAAAUAAACCUGAACUGAACGAAGUCAUGUCCGAUGGUGUACUUCUCAAGCGUUAUGCAAAACAGAUUGAUAUGUUAAAUGUAGAAUUAGAAAAAAUGAAGCAACUAGCUGGGACGACCGAUUUUCUCGAGAUGGAAAGUAAAAUGCAAGAAAAGGAUCGCGUGAAUCGGUAUCUUGAGAAGCGUAUCAAAAUGUUGCAAACUCGGAUAGUCAACGGUGAUACUCGCAAUAACGCGCAAUCGUUCAAGCAUAAAGCGAAAAGGAGACAAACCUGGUGUGCUAGUGGUGCCUACAAGCUGAGCAUGUCCACGUUUCAACCGUGCGCGAAUUUGUCGCCGAUUAAAGAGAUGUCACCCGUCAAAUCGUACAACGGAAAGUCGCCGAACAUUACCGAAACAUCGUUCCAGAUUGCUUAUGCCGACUUCGAGCUGGAGCUUAUAAAGAACGAGGAGGAUUCGUUGCAGAACGAUGAAGAUUCAGCGUUGAACAGCGAUGAGGACUCGUUCAUCACGUAUCGUCGGCAGAAUCGUGUCAGGUUCGCGGAUAACGCAGUACAAAAUCCUGGGCCCAGCAACCCAGAGAAUUGCAACGCCACCCCUGAGAAGACCACCUCGGCCACUCAGACUGUCAGUCCCGGUACACCGAGGGAGGUUCUACGGAACCAGAUCCGCCAUUUAGCAGAGGAAUUUUCGCAACUUGAAGAAUACACGACCCUGGAGAAACAAGUGUUCGUCCAAGACCACGAAGACGAUCUAAAGAAUAAACUCGCGAGAUUAUCGAAGUUGGAGAGGGAGAUGCAGAACAUCGUAUCCGACAAGGAGAACUUCGAGCACAUUGCGUCCGAUCUUCGCAAGAAGCUGACUGCGGCCGAAUUGCGUUGCGCCAUGGCGGAGGAGCAAGUACAGGCGCAGACGAAUAAGCUGCAAAAGGUGCCGGAGCUCGAGAAGAGAAUAGCGCAGUUGUCCACGCAGCAGAUGGAGGCGCAGAACGUCCCGGAGCUACGGAAACAGGUAUCUCUUCUUACGGCCGAGAGGGACAGUUACGAGCACGUCGCGUCCGACUUGCGGAAGAAGCUCAACGAAUCCGAGCGACGUAACGUUUUACUGGAAGACAAGUUAGCGACGCCGAACGGAGAAACAUCAGUUGUACAAACGCCGUCCGAGGCGUUGGAGGACCGGCAGUCAGCGCUGGAAACUCGAAUCGCUGCUCUGGUGUCCGAGAAAGACGAGUUGCAACGUAAAGUAGCUGACCUGCAGGACAAGUUGACGGAAGCCGAAUCGUGCAAUAAUUCGAUGAAAGAUCAAUUGAGUGAGCAGCAGUCGGUGCUGCAGAAUCUCCAGGACCUGGAGACGCAGGUCAACAGUCUUACAUCCGAGAAGAGCGUGCUCGAACGUACCGUUGGCGAAAUGCAAGACAAACUGAGAGAAACCGAGGAGAUCAAUAAUUCCAUAACGAGUAAAUUGAACGAACAGCAAGAGGAGAUUCAGAGGUUACAGGGUCAAGAAGAGCAGAUCGAACGACUCACGUCCGAGAGGCACGAAUUUGAACUUACUAUCGGCGAACUGCAAAAGAAACUGUCGGAAGCAGAAGUGGCAGCUGACGCGAUGAGCAGUCAAGUGGAUCAGCAAAACACGCACGAAACUGAUAAAGAGCUGGAGAAGCAAAUGCAGGAUGCUGCAAGGGAAAACGAAGCAGACACGCGCAAGAUCGACGAUCUGGAAGUCACGAAUGAAACACGUGCAUCGAGUGAGCAUGCGAUCAGUAAGCACGAGCGUGUUAUUUCUGAACUGCAGGAAAAACUGAAGGAAACAGAGUUGCGCAACAGUUCGAUCGAGGAGGAGUUGAGCCUACGGCAAGUGGAAACGCAGAGAGCCACUGACGAGCAGAGAAAAUGUACGGAGAGCUUCGCGCUUGAAAGGAGCAAGCUGGAGGACACGAUUUGCGAGUUGCAAGAGAAGUCGCGUAAGGCGGAAUUGCGUAACAAUAUGAUGCAGAACCGAAUAAACGAGCAAGAAUCGCAGUUGCAGAAGAGUCAUGAUCUGGAAAGGGAGAUCGAGUGUCUCACGUCGAGAACGACCGAGUUCGAAUGCACGGUCCGCGAGCUGCAAGAGAAGCUAGCCAAGGCAGAGCAAGGUAUUUUGCCGGAAGAUGAACCGAACGAACGACAAUCGCAACGAAUUCAAGAACCGGAGGAAACGCAGGUCGAGGAAUUGGCGUUCGAGAAAGGCGAGCAAGAGCGAGUGCCUGAAAAAUUGCCUGAACAACCGCUGAAGAGUCCUGACACAAAGGAUAAUUGCAACGAUGACGAAGUGAAUCAUCUAAAACAUCGUAUAAACGAUCUGCAGGCCAUCGUCAAGGAUCUUCAAAGAGAGAAUACACAUCUGAAGGAACACAUGUCGACAAAAUCGGUGACGUCGGAUCACGAACAUGACUUGAGCGAUUCAAGGAUCAUAGGCGAUUUGUCGAGCUCGAGGAUAUCUUCGGAAGAGGAUAGCGCGCGAUUGACCAUGGACCUCUUCCUAAAGAAUCAAGAACUGGAUGAGAUCAAACAUGACGUGCACAGCAUGAAGACGGACAUAAUAAAUCUGCAGGAGACCAUAUAUCUCUUAACAAACGAGAACAGCGAGCUGGCGAGUAAACUCUCGGCGGAGAAAGAGUGCGCGGAGAAGUCGGCGAGCAGCUUCCAACAGACAAUCGAUGAGCUGUACGCGCGAAACUCGAAGGUCGUGGACGAGAAGCUGAACGCGGAGAGCAACUUGGCAAUACUCAGCGAGCAGAUGAGAAGUCUCCGUUCGAGGAUAACGGAAGAAAACCUGGACGAGAAGCAGAUCACCCUCCAGUAUGAGGAACAGCUCAGCGCGUUGACGGCGAAGAAUACGGAACUGUUGUCCAUCGUCGCGGAGAGGAUGAACGAGCUCGAAACGCUGAAGGAGAGCAAGUCGUUAUUAUACGAGCACGACUGCAUGUACCAGGACAAAUUAACGGACCUUACGGAGAAAUACAACUGCCUGACAAACGACUACAAUGAUCUUUCCACUGCAUUGAUGGACAAAAUUGAAGAGAACGAUGGCUUGAGACAAGAGUGCACAAUUUUAGAAAGUAAACUGAAAUUAUCGUUGGAAAGCAAAGAGGACGUUAAUGAUGACGACGCAGAGCAGCUGAGAACGGAGAAUACCUUGCUGAAGACCGAGGUAAUGGAACUAAAAGUUAACGCGAACGUUUUAACCGAGGAGUAUGCCAAAAUGUCCAAUCAGUUGAUGGAGACUCUAGAAGAGCUGGAUGACGCGCGAAAGAUUAACGAUACGACUUUACAUUUGUCGACGUUGUUCAACAAUACCGCAAUCUUGAACGAUGUAACAGCCAAUGAUGAAUCUACAAAGGACAACAAUGGCGAAACAAAGAUUGUAAAUCUGCAAGAGGAAGUUAAUCAUCUCACGCAUCUCAACAGGAGGCUCAGCGAACUGAAACUAAGUACCUGCAUUCAGUGCACGCAUCUGAAGGAGCUGAACGAGAGUCGAAGAAUGCUGAAGCUCGAAGUGAAAUCUCUCAGUCACAAGCUGGAAGACUUGCAGAGGAAGUUCGACUGCAAGUCCGCGAGGAGCGACGCGCUCAUUAUGAAGGCCAAAGAGGACAUGAACUUGAGCUUGUGCAGUUCCUCGCUGAACGCGAGUGUCUCCGAGAACUUGAAUGUCAGCUACGUCGAAGAUCGGCUUCAAUCUCUGAACAGUGAACUGCAAACUCUGAAGGAGGAGCACAACAAAUUGUCGGAUCUGUACAAAGAAAAGUGCAACGAGAUCGAGGAACUGCACAACAGUUCUAUCACGGACGCGGCGAAUGACAACCCGAAUCUCAGCUCAGUUAAGAAAUCUCCGAAUAGAACGAGAUUGGACAACGUCAUGAAAGUCAUGAACGACCUGCAAAGCGAAUUCGAGACAAUCAAGAAGAACAACGUGAGCGUCAAAACGGAUCUCGCCAAAUUUACUGGUGAGAGGGACUCUCUACUAGUUGAGAUCAAUUCGUUAAGGACCGCUAAUGAAAAUCUACUGCAGAAGCUGUCUGAGAACGAACAUUCGCAAAUGAGCGCGCUGGAAAAAGUGAAGAUCCUCGAGAACGAGAUAGCAGAUCUGACGAAAAAGCUGCAGGAGUUUACCGUCCAGUAUAAAGAGAUAGAGAACGCGAAACUGAUUCUUGAGAUCGACGCGGAGAACUUGAAGGAAGAUAAAGCGCUGAAGGAACGCAUGAUAAACGAAUUACGUCAAAGUCUAGCCUGUCUGCAGCACGAGCUGGAUGUGAUAAAGGAACACCGGAAGGAGCUUGAUAAUGGCAACAAUUCUCUGGAAGAGGAGUACGAGAGGAAACUGGAAUUGCUGAAAGUCAAGAACAAAGAGUUGUCCGACUCUAAAUCGACCGUCGAGCAGGAACUUGUCGCUUAUUCGAGAGAAUCAGAAAAUAAACUAACAGAACUUAACGAGAAGAUAAAUAGAUACACUUGCGAGAACGAUUAUCUGAAACAGGAGUUGAUUAAACUACGUGAUAUAGAAGAGAAAUUCGAAAAAGUGAGGAACAAAUACGACUCCAAGGUUCAACAAGAUAAGACGCUUUGCGACGAUUAUAAGAACAUGAAGAAAGUGUUGAACGACACUUCGAACAGCAUCAUCAGGGAGAUCAGAGCGCUCAAACCUAUAACAGAGACUCAAGGAUUCCUGGAUAAGUCGGUAGACGAGUUGUUUCAGAUAUUCGUACAUACAAUUCUGGCAAAAGAGAAGGAGAUCGUGCGAACGAUACGCGAGACCUUCGACAAGGAGAGGCAGAAGCUCGAGGACGAGAAGCGGCAGAGCGUCGACUCGGAGAAGCGUACGACGCUUUGGGCGAAGGAACUGGAGAAUGAGAUCGAGAAGCUUCAGGGAGACUUGUCCGCGCAGGAAUCCGCAGUUGAUUGGUUGCAGAAGGAGGUCGCGCGUGUGCAACAGCUUCUGGAGGAAAGAGAUCGCGACAGGGAUGCGUUGACAGAGAAGAUCAGCCUGCUCGAGGCGGACUACUGUAACGUGCAAACCGAGCUCAGGAAAUAUUCCAAGAUUGAUACUGAGAACGGAGAAGCCGUCGUCAUCGCGCAGAAGCGGCAGAAACAGGCGCAGGAGAUGAUCAAGAGUAAGGAAACCGAGUUCCAGAUGAAGCUGAAAACGGAGAAGGAGGCGUUCAACAUGCGGAUAGAGGAGCUCACGUGUACGAUCGACUCGUUUAAGACAAAGAAUAUGGAGCAAACGAACAACAUCGAGGGUCUCGAAGCUAAUCGGAAACAGCUGGAGAACAUCAUCGACUUGAAGACUAGCGAACUGAUGAAGAGCAAUCAGAUUAUUCAGAAAAUGCAGGCCGAGUCGGAACAACUCACGGAAGCAUACAACGAGCUGACUCGGGAGUUGAAGGAGAACAAAUUGCGCAUCGACGAAAUCACGGGACACCUGAAGACCAAGAAUGACGAGCUAACAGAAUAUAAGACUAAUCUCGAGAUUAUCGUGCCGGAGAACAAGCUGCUGAAGCAACAGAUCAAUGAGCGCAAAGCCUGCACAGAGCAAUACAAGAUCGAGAUAGAGAGAUUGAAAAUGCAGAACACGCAGGAGUUCGACCGGCUUAAGGAUCAGUUGAGUUUUGAGGAACUGAAGAACGUCGAGUUGAACAAGCAGAUCGCCGAGCUGAACAACAAGAAUGCCGCUUUGACGGAGGAGAUGGACGCUCUGCGGGACAAUCACGCGACGUUGGAGCGCAAGUGCGGGUCGUUGGAGAGGCGAGUGAGGAACAGCACGAGUAAGAUUCAAGCGGAAGAACAAAUGGAAGAGCUGAAGGACCUGAACAGAUCUUUGCGGAACAACCUGGACGGUGCCAGCAAUCGGAUAACGGAGCUGCAGGCCGCCAAGACGGACUUGAUGAAGCAGCUGGUCACCUUAAAUAGUCAACAUGAUGCGAUAUGUAGGGAGAAUCAGGAACUGAAAGAAACGCUGUCGUCAUACAAGUUCAAGCACGACGGCAACAGCUACGAGAAGCAUGACGCGCUGGUGCGAGAAAAAAACCAGAUCGCCCUGGAGCUGGAGGCGACGAAGUUCCAAUUGAAUCAGAGGAACAAGGAGAUGGAGAAAUGCGCCGAUGAGAUCAAGCAACUGACGGAGAAGAACGCGGAGCUUGACCAUGAAUCGGACGAGCUGGCGGAGGUGAUUCGCGAGCACGACGCCGAGAAUACGAGGCUCCAGGAUCAGCUGUACACGUGUCGUGCUGAGGUCGAGGCGUUGCACGAGACGAUCGAGGCCUUGAAGAAGAAAAAUCCAGAUGUUCAAACACGAUCCACGCCGAGGACAGACGUGUCCUCCGAGAAUUUGGAGACCAAGAUACGGGAGCUGCAACUGGAAAUCGUGUCGAAGAACGGGAAGAUCGCGACGUUAGAGUUGCAGAUACUAAGCGGAAGUUAUCCUUAUCAGGAGAAGUGUAAAGAGCUGCAGGAGCAACUGCUGGCAUAUCAAAAUAAGAAUAGCGAAUUAAAGGCGGAAGUUAAGCGGCUGCAGACGGCCAUGCUGCGUACGUGCGCGAAAGAAUGCGAUGCGUGCAAGCAGAGAUUCAUGAAUAAGCGAAAUCAAGCAUGUCAGACGAUUCCCAACAACGUGGUGCGAUUUUGUAGCACGAGUAGUGGUAUAAUUGCUGAUGAUAUAAAAAUACGGAAAUUGGAGAAGGAGAAGACGCUCAUGAAGGAUCUGUGUCGCUCUCGGACCAAGAUUAUAAAGGAAUACGAAAAGCGCAUAGCGGAGUUAGAAAUGUUGCAGCAUUCCAGUUCAUAAUCCAACGAGAGGUUUCCCACAUUGCUAUAAAGACCAAAAACCUCCUCUCCCCUUGUUGAUUUAAAAUAUCGCAUUAUUUUCCUCAAUCGUUUUAUCGCGCGCCUAAAUUAAAAUAAUUACCUAAUAAUAGAUUUUUAAGUUUAUGUGUCAUACUAGUGUAAAUAUUUUUAAGGACUGCGACAAUGUGCACAAUAUAGUUCGAUAUUUUUAUACUGCAGAUACGAGUUUCUCGAUUAAUUGUUUUAUACGUUUGUCAAAGAUAGUAACAAUAUAUUUUUGUGCCAACUAUACAUUUCUGAAGACGCACAAUGUAGUACUACAUUCAAUAUAGUACCGCCUGUGAUAUAACUAGAUUUAUCUUAUCAGGAAACAUAGAAUGUACAUAUGAAAGUAUUAUUAAUACCGAUUAAUCGGCGGUUGUAAUAGUAUUGUACCUUCUGGUGUAUUACAAUAUAUCGAAGAAAACAGUA